AAACUAAAAGAAAAAAAAGAAAACAAAGGCAUUUCAUACGAGAGAACGUUAGAUGUGUUUAAAUCGUAAGCGUAGUUAGUCGUGUUAUAUUACUAUGCGCGAUAUUAUUUUAAAAAGUUAGAAACAAAUACUAUAAUAUAAUAUAUAAUAUUAAUGUAUCUAUUAUUUAUAAUUUGUCUAAAAGUUAUACAAUAAAAUAGUGAAAAUGUUUUGGGGUUUAAUAAUGGAACCAAAGAAACGAUAUAGUCAAACCGUCGAAAUACCAUUUCACCUGUCUAUGGCAACUUUGGAUGUUACAACCGGCAAUGAUGAAAUAGUACAAGUGAUAAUAUCUUACAAUGAUACAAAUUAUAUACUGUGUAACCUAAAAAAAGACUCAUUGUGGCAAGUAGCACUUGACUUGCAUUUUGAAAAAGGAAAUAAAAUAACUUUUACAUGUAGUGGUGAAAGUUACGUACACUUAACUGGGUAUUUGAAUCAUGAAUUCGUUUUAAGUGAUCCAGAAAAAGGAGAAGAAAAUAAUUUUUCACAAAUAAUUAAUAAACAAUCAAAAAGAAAAGCAACACAUUCUCCUAAAGUGACUUUAAAAGCAAAACGAAUGAAAUGUGAAGUUGAAUCUUCGGAUGUUGAAUUACAAUCUGACGAUACAGAUGAAGAUAGUGAAUAUGUAAAUGAAAGUGAAGAGGAUGAAGAGGAAGAAGAAGAGGUAGAAGAAGAUGAUGAAGAAGAAGAAGAAGAAGAAGAAGAAGGAGCAGAAGAAGAAGAAGAAGAAGAUAAAAAUUACGAAGAUGAUGAUGAUAAUGAUAAUGAAUUUCGUUUAAACGUGGAGUCUACUGAUGAUUUUGAAAGCAAAGAAGAAACCGAAGAGGAUGAUACCGAAGAAAAAGAAAAUAAACCUAUGAAACGAAAUAAGAAAAGUAAACAAAUCCAACAACGAAAUAAGAAGCAAGAUGAAAUAAUAUGUGAAGAGGAAGAUGAACAAAAGAAACAAAGUAAAAAACAACAAAAGAAAAAAUUAAAAGAACAAAGUAUUCAAACAAAAGAGAUAAAGAAAAUGAAAACUAUAAAAAUAAAAGAUAUAAAAUUAGGUACUGGUGCAGUUGCAAAAUUAGGAAAAUUAGUUUCAGUUUAUUAUGUAGGCAGAUUAAAAAAUGGUAAGAAAUUUGAUGAGAAAAAACAAGGAAAUGGUUUUAAAUUUAAACUUGGAAAAGGUCAGGUAAUUAAAGGAUGGGAUUUAGGUAUAGUAGGUAUGAAAGUUGGCGGAAAGAGGCAAAUUACAAUACCUCCGUCUAUGGCAUAUGGUGCUAAAGGUUUUCCUCCUCUUAUUCCUGGAAAUAGUACGCUUGAUUUUGAUAUUGAACUGAGAAAUGUUUAUUAACAUUUCAAAAAAUCUUAUUACGAGUUAAUUAACUUCUAAACAUGUGAUACUAAGACCAUCUGAUUAACUUGAAAUAAGUAAAAUAAAUUUUUGGUUAACUUCAAACAACGAUAUUAUUGAAGUAAUAUAUCAUGCUAACAAUUAAGACUAAUAUAUUCAAUAAGAAAAAAUGUAUUAGAUAAGAUGUAAUAUAUGAUAGUAGAUGCAAAACCAUUGUUGAUGAUAUAUUUAAUAUUUAAUAUGUUUUAACCUAGUGCAUGUCAAAUAUGUUGAAAUAAGUGGUUUGUAAAGAAAUUUUACUUUUAAAUUAAAAAAAUAACACUAUUGCUAUAUUAUCAUCCUUGCUAUCGGACAAUUGAUAUAAAUUACCUACAUACCCUUUUAUUGGGAAACAUUAGAUUUAACCUUAAUUCAUGUCAUACGUCAAAUGUCAACAAUAUAUAUAUAUAAGACAAUAAAUGUUAAUUUGUGCAUUAUAUACUUAAUGAAAAUUCACAAUGUCAUGUAUCUUAAUCUUUUUAUAUAAAUUUCUCUUAUCGGAAUUAAUGCGUACCGGGCUUUUUACAGUUGGAUAACCGAUGAUAUACAUACAUAUAUUAAUUAUGAUUGGAUGACUGGAUAGAGAAUGGUAGAUGUAAUACGAUUGCUACAUAAACCAGAUACAAAAAUGUUUAUAAGCACCUGAUAAGUCAUUAAUAUAUUCAAAUUAAAAAUGUUAAGAUUCUAUUAAUUUACUAAAACGUAACAAAAAAUGAAAAGAUUAGAAAUACGUUUUUAUCUUUGAUCAACAUUAUUUACAUAUUUUUUAAGUUUCUGAUGUUUUACAACAUGAAGGUAGGUGUGCUGAAAUCGCUACCAUUCGCGCUCCCUAGUGGUUUAAUUGGUAAACUUCAAUAAAAUUAAGCAUUAUAUAUAAAACAGAAAUGAAAUAAAAUAUUUACUAAUUAAUUAAAAUACUUAUAUAUACGUAAUUAUAUCAUAGUAUAUAAUUAUUAAUAAUAUUCACAAAGUAUGGAAAGAAGUAUUUAUUCUAUCAAAUUGUUAUAUGGCUACAUUUUUAAUAAUAUACAUAGCUUCAUUAUCACAUCCAAAUAGUAAAGUUGUUUUAUCAAUGUCAAUACUAUUUAUUGGUUUAUGCAUAACACAACAAAGCGAUGUAACAUUAAUAUUACCAUUCGUUCCUAUUGUAUUCAACCAAUGAGUAUCUGUUGAAUCUACAAUGAAAAUUACCAUAUGAAUAUAACACAUUUUAUAUAUAUAUAUAUGUUAGAAAAAGUUCUCUAAAGUUACCUAAUCUAAGUUUUGAAUUCUGUGUAUUAUUCCAAUGCCACAAUUCACCACUGGUUGAACAGGUAAACAAAUUUUCUGGUCUGUCUGGAUGGAACAUAAUUUCACUGACUGCUUUUGCAUGAGCAUUAAGCUGCGAUAUAGGGUAAGUAUGAUGUCUUAAAUCCCAUACAGUCAAACUACCAUCACCUCCACCUGCAACUAUUAUGUGCCUUUGUGUAGGAUGAUGUGCAAUACUCAUGGCUUCGGUCUGAAAAAUAUUUUAUAUAAUUAUAUAACAUUUCAAGAACUUUAAUUACAAUAAAAAUAUAAUUAAAAAUAAAAAUAAAAAUGAAAAUUAUGAUACUUUGAUCUGUUCUGAAAGCAUAAAAGUAGUUGCAGGAGUAUCCUGAUCAUUUCUCAAAUCCCAAACUUUCAUGUGUCCUCGUAAAUUGCCUGUUAAUAUUUCACUAUGUCGUAAAAAAUCAACACAAUAGAUAGAGCAGCUAUCUGCAUUCUCUGAAAAUUUAAAUAAAGUUUGAUGUUGUCAGAAGAUUAAUUCGACCGUCUUCGCCCACCGAAACUAUAUCUUGCUCAAAGUUAGAAAGAGCAGUACAUGGAGCAUAAUCUAAUGUUCUAUGUAAAUAACCAUUAAUCAUAGAAAUGAAUGAUCAAGUGAGUUAUAUAUUUCAUGAAGCUUACUUACUUAAAAUUAUGUAUAAAUUCCCACGCCAUAUGUUCUUUAAAUUGAGGAAAUGGAUUCUCAUGAAUUUGUAAUAAUCUAACAGAGCCUAAAGAUGACGAUGCCACAAAAAAGUUACUGUUUAUGAACUGUAAAAUUGAUAUAAUAUUAAUUUUAAUCAAACGAUA
Molecule: messenger RNA, 3514 nt
Organism: Vespula pensylvanica (western yellowjacket)
Lineage: Eukaryota; Metazoa; Arthropoda; Insecta; Hymenoptera; Vespidae
Product: 46 kDa FK506-binding nuclear protein-like
Exons: 2
Coding region: 206-1378 (390 amino acids)
Cellular component (GO): chromatin; nucleolus
Molecular function (GO): macrolide binding; peptidyl-prolyl cis-trans isomerase activity
Source: RefSeq, a predicted model, not a curated record